AUCGGUCUGUUUCGUUCACGCCUCGUCCAGAGUUGUAUUUCCGCAACUUAACGCCAUAGUUGCGAUCUUCUUUUGUCCGUGACCAUUUUGAUCUCCACAUCGUAGGAAAGAUCGUUAAGAUCGUCACACCGCCGACAACGUCCGGAUUUAUACAACAAAUUUAGUUUGUAUAAAUCGUGUUUCGUCCCCGACGACGGCCAGGCAGCGACCAGCUCAUUAGCAAAAAGCAUAGAAGCGAACGGCUCUAUUCGCGCAUCCAGCGAAACGUUUUCCAGUUAUUUGUUUUUUUCGUUUGGUUGAUCCAAGAAAAGCAAACAGCAGCAAUGGCCGAAAUGGAGGACACCCACUUCGAAGCCGGAGAUUCCGGCGCAUCCGCCACCUUCCCGAUGCAGUGCUCAGCGCUGCGUAAAAAUGGUCACGUUAUGUUAAAGGGACGUCCAUGCAAGAUCGUCGAAAUGUCCACCUCCAAAACAGGCAAGCACGGCCACGCUAAGGUACAUCUGGUCGGCAUCGACAUUUUCACAGGCAAAAAAUACGAAGAUAUUUGCCCAUCUACUCACAACAUGGACGUACCGCACGUUAAGCGCGAAGACUACCAGCUCACUGAUAUCGACGAUGGCUUUUUAGUUCUCAUGAAUGACGGCGGUGAUCUACGUGAAGAUCUUAAGAUUCCAGAAGGUGACUUGGGAACCCAACUGCGUGCUGAAUUCGACGCUGGCAAGGAAUUAGUUUGUACCGUUCUUAAAUCGUGCAACGAAGAAACUGUGAUUGCCAUCAAGAACAACACAUCUGCUGAUAAAAACUAAUACCUCGCCAGUUGCUCGUUACAUCCCGCGAAUUGCACCGACACAACAAAAACAACAACACACAGAAACGACACCCCGAUAAGAAUAAUAAAGCGAAAAAGUUCAGCAAAACUCAACAACUAUUACAACUACUGCUACUAUUGCGCUACCAACUACACAGUCACAAUAGAGGAUAACUAUUAUUGCAAGAAUCGUUCCUCCCCUUCUUCUGUACACAAGUUGAAAAACAAACAAACAGAAAUCAUUAACUACAUAAACGAGGUAAACACUAAAAAACACAGACACAGUUGCAUCUCUUAGUAUACAGCUAUUAUUACAAAUUAAAGGAAAAAAAACAAAUAUUAAGAUAAUACUUUCUGGUAAAAGUAAUCAGUUGAGGUAAAGAAGACCAUUGAAAAGCAGCAGCAGCAAAAACCCAAUCAAGCGAAGAACGGUCGAAUAGGACGAAGAAGAAGAAGAAGCGAAGGAGCUUUUACGUGACAACACAAAAACCAAUUCAUGCCAGGAGCAGAGGAACACACAAACGCAAAAAUAGAUAGACAGCCAGACAGGGAACAGGACGGAGACGAAAGAGAGCAAGCGUGAGACAAGUGUUGAGCGUGUUCAGCGUUGGUAUGGGCAAGAGCAAAGUUCCCUUUCUUUUGUAAAAUGUUGCAACAAAAACCAACGGUAAACAAGCAAGAAAAAAACGAAACACAUUGAUUAUUAUAAUAAAUUUAAAGAAAAACAAAACAAUAUAAUAUAAUAAAAAUAUUAUAAUAAUUUAAUGAAAUCAAUACAGCAAAAUCAAUAAUUGGAGAAUCCUAUCCGUCAGAAAGCGACCACACCAAAACGACAGGCAAAAUACGUAAUGAGACUCAAGCAAGCUAGCGAAAGCAGAGAUGAAUCAGCAACAAAGAUUGAGGGUCAAGUAAGAAACAACAUCUUAUUCCAAAAAGAGAGGAGAUACAACAAAACAAUUAAACACAGCAAGCUAUGUUGAAUAAAAUAUUUAAUUUUCUAACAAAAAAACUUUAAAAAAAACCUACGUUGUCCAAUCAGA
Messenger RNA from Sabethes cyaneus, 1848 nucleotides. RefSeq names its product eukaryotic translation initiation factor 5A (gene eEF5). Bases 324 to 806 code for a protein of 160 amino acids. The transcript has 4 exons. NCBI's taxonomy places the organism in Eukaryota, Metazoa, Arthropoda, Insecta, Diptera, Culicidae. Gene Ontology annotation, biological process: positive regulation of translational elongation; positive regulation of translational termination. Gene Ontology annotation, molecular function: RNA binding; ribosome binding; translation elongation factor activity. The record is from RefSeq and is a predicted model, not a curated record.